Myripristis murdjan (pinecone soldierfish) is the source of this 2246-nucleotide messenger RNA. It is a transcript of the gene zbtb43, whose product is annotated as zinc finger and BTB domain containing 43. Bases 106 to 1476 code for a protein of 456 amino acids. Gene Ontology annotation, biological process: regulation of transcription by RNA polymerase II. NCBI's taxonomy places the organism in Eukaryota, Metazoa, Chordata, Actinopteri, Holocentriformes, Holocentridae. Gene Ontology annotation, molecular function: RNA polymerase II cis-regulatory region sequence-specific DNA binding; DNA-binding transcription factor activity, RNA polymerase II-specific; protein binding. The transcript has 3 exons. The record is from RefSeq and is a predicted model, not a curated record.
GACGUAAUAACAGGGACAUUCUGCUCGUGCAACUCGUGAGGAGAAGCGGCGAUUUUUUUUUUCUACUCGCUAUAAUGAAUCCCAAGAUUUAGACCUGUGGCAACCAUGACUUCAGAUGGGAAUGCACUUCGAGUUGAGUUUCCAGAUUUCCCUUGCUCCCUUCUGCAGAAGCUCAACCAGCAGCGACAGAGAGGUCAACUUUGUGACGUUACUGUGGUCAUUCAGGGUCACCAGUACCGCGCACACCGGGCAGUCUUAGCUGCCAGUUCUCCCUACUUUUGUGACCAGGUGCUCCUAAAAAAUAGUGCUCGGGUUGUGCUCCCAGAUGUCAUGCAACCCCUUGUGUUUGAGCGCCUCCUUCACUCCUGUUACACUGGAACACUUGUCUUACCUGCUGGUGAAGUAGUAGCUUUCCUCACUGCAGCUAGCUUCCUUCAAAUGUGGCACGUGGUGGACAAGUGCACUGAACUCUUGGAGGUAGGUGGGUGUACUGGCAACGUAGAGCAGAAGUCAAAAAAAGGACUGGGGACUUUGGCAUGCAAUAAAAGAGCUGAAGGCAAGCCUUCCCCGGGAGACAGUAGCUACCACAGUCCUGGAGAUGUUGACAUGCUUCUUGAUUCUUGCACUGGUGGAAGUGUGGACAACUUUGCUAAGAUCGAGAUGGAGCAACUUCUGGAGAACAGCAGCUUCUCUCCUCCUGCCUUGGAUCCAGAUGCCCAGGCUUGCGGCAGCUGUUCCUCUCCAGUUGAGCCAGAGUGCUCUGGCAGUGAGGUUACUAGUCAGAAUGGUGAAGAGGAAGGUGAUGGGGAGUACCUGCACACAAGACCUGCGUAUGUCCCGCCAAGUAUCAUGGGCCACAGGAAGUGGCUUCAUGUGAAAGCUGAGAGACCUGAACGGGAUAAUUGUGGUGGCUUGUUUUGUGAAGCAGGUCCAGACAUAGGACAUUUUAACUUUGACCGUUCCCAAGCCUCGACAAGUAGAGGUUCUUUUGCUGACAGCAUAGAUGAGAAACUUGUAGCUCAGUUAGAGGAAACCCUAGAUGGUGAACAAACUUAUGAAGAUCCUUUGGACUUCUAUGGUACCUCAUUGGAUGGCUUUUCUGCUGGCAAGUGUGAAAUCAACAUUUUAAGUCCAAAAGAAGAACUAGAGGCAGCAAUAGGGGAAUGCAAGGAUGACGAGCCGACCAGAAGGCAGACUGCGAGUGGACAUCAAGAUGAGACGUCCCACUCUGGCUUUGCAUCAGUGGUCUACAAGCUCUAUCCCUGCCAGUGUGGCAAGAGCUUCACCCACAAGAGUCAGCGAGACCGUCAUAUGAGCAUGCACCUAGGCUUGCGGCCAUUCUGUUGUACUGUGUGCAGCAAGAGCUUCAAAAUGAAGCACCACCUGAGAUACAAAAAAUUGUGGAUCUUCUCACCAAGUUGCAGCCUGACAUGGACAGAGACAGUUUCCUUCGCAUUUCUCGUCAAGUGUGUUUAGCACUAAGAUAUUUUUGCGACUGGAUCAUUUCAGAACAUGGUUAAUAAUAAUUAAACCGCUUGAUGUCCUUGUUGCUUAGGCCCCUAUGAACUCAAUGAAUCCUUAUAAUAUAUCAUCUUGAUCACUGUAAGCUUAAGUUGUACUCUAUAACAUACCUCUUUGCUUGUCAUUUACAAUUUAACAAUUUUUUUAAUGUCACUUAAUCUAUUUUUGUGACUACCCUGGGUCAGAUGACAUUAAUGGUACUUUAGAAACUGUUGAUUAUUUUGGUCGCUGUAGAAAGUCACUGCAGAUUGCAGUUAUAUCCACGGGCAGUGGUAGAUAAUCUGUGGAUCAGGCAGGCCAGGUUAUAAAAUUAACAUUCUUAUUAAUAGCAUAUGGGUUGCGGCAAGGGCUGUACCCAACUCGAGUCGACUCAGAGUCAGCAUUUCAAUAUGACAGAUUGAUGCUUGAUGAUUUUGUUUAGUUCUGAAGGUAUUGUCUUGAUUUCGCACAUGUGCAUAUGAUGUGUUUUUGUGUUGAUUAUGGACAGAUUGGCUGUCAGAGUGACUUCAGUACUGUCCUCCGCAAUUCUCCAGUUAAUUAAGCCAAUUAACUGUGCAUCUACCAGUUCUUAAAGGACAUAAAAAUGUAGUAUAUUUCAGUGUAUUCCCAGCUCAUUCUUACAAGAAUAUGUCGUGUUAUUGUCAUAUUGCAAUGCCCAGUAACAAUCUUAACAAAACAGAAACAAAAACAAAAACGUCUGCUCAUCUUGAAGAAUCUCAGGUCAU